AUGCCGAAUUCUGGCGGAACACCUCGAAUCACCCUCCCCGACGAGCUCUGGCAACUCGUCCUCCAAUGCCCUGUUACAUUCCCAUCCGAAGUCUUCCACGGCGUGAUGCUCAACCUGGUCAAGAACCCCAACAUCACAUCAAGCCACCUUUUUCGCGCGGACAUUUUCUACGACAGCGAGCCGGAUCACCUUUUCCAACCCGACGACCCAGAUCCGCAUCACGGCCUGGCGAAGCAUCUGAAAGAGGAAUUACGGCCACUACCCGCUCGGUGGCCUGGCUUCCAACUCGAGAGGACCAUCGUGCGGCAGCUCGUCCCGCGGAAUCCUCAACUCGACAAACCUCUGGUGCAGACGUGCCAUUUCUUCAAAGGACAGGACGAUCAAGGCGAAGAACACAGCCUCGUGCUGUACAUCCCUCACGUCGCCCAACCAGAAGACAUCCCCUUCUACCACCCCGCCGUCUCCCAACUCGCCUUCCUCCACUCCUGGCAUCCCACCCCCACCCCGACAGGCACCCUAACCCUCCUCUACCACCCCUUCCCCACCCACCCCACUCUCACCCCGAAACUCCACCGCACCGCCCUCAAACUCCUCCAAACCCUCCACAAACACGGCCAAGGCCAACUCCUCGGCUACGAGAAACGCGUGCACCACGACGUCCUCAUCCCCCAAAAAUCCUACCAGGACACGUACAGCCGCCUGAAGUCCAAAUACGGCAAACGCCUCUCGGAACAAUGGGUCGAAGUCACGGAUCCGGGGAAACAUGUCUUUGAGGAUAUCGCCAUUGCGGCGUUUUUGAUCGAGUUGUGGAGGGGGAUGUACCGGAUACCUAAUACCACCUCCUCUAACAUCGAUGACGACGGUGAGGAUCAAGAAGGAGGGGGGAAACCUCCCUUCCCAGGCUUCAUCGACAUAGGCUGCGGCAACGGGCUCCUCGUCUCCAUCCUCCUGGGUGAAGACUACCCCGGCAGCGGCUUCGACGCCCGCCACCGCAAGACCUGGUCCAUCCUCCCGCCAGACGUGCAAGCCAAACUAGAGCAGAAAAUCCUCGUGCCCAAGAUCUUACAGGACACCGUCGUCACCACCAGCACCAUCGAAGAAGAAAAACAAAAAGAGGACUGGCACGACGGGAUUUUUGGUGAAAAAGGCCCCUUCAUAAUCUCCAACCACGCCGACGAAUUAACCCCCUGGACCCCCCUCCUCGCCUACCUGAACCAUUCCUCCUUCAUCGCCAUCCCCUGCUGCAGUCACGAUCUUAGCGGCGCGAGGUUCCGCGCGCCGGGGGUGAGUAAAGGGGUGAAGCAGCUGGAAGGAAGGGGGAGAUUACCCCAACAGCAACAACAACAUCACCAGCAGGAGAAUGAGAAGAAUGGCCACCACCCCCAAGCCGCUGAAACAGGCUCCCUAGCACGAACCCCCGCGCAAAAGAAAAUGCCCUCAGCCUACUCGACGCUGUGCUCCUACGUCGCGAGUCUCGCGAGCGAAGUGGGCUUUGAUCCGGAACAGGAGAUUCUGCGGAUCCCCAGCACGAGGAACACGUGUAUCGUCGGACGACGGCAAAACUGGGAGGGAAAUCUGACGAGGGAGGAAAGGGAGGCACAGGUCAUCGACGUGGUGGAGCGGGAGUUGAAGAGGUGUAUAGGAAACGUGGCGAGCGAUUGGAUCGCGCAGGCGCAGAGGUUGAUGAAGAAGCCCGGUAGUGGGCAUUGA
Molecule: messenger RNA, 1710 nt
Organism: Zasmidium cellare ATCC 36951
Lineage: Eukaryota; Fungi; Ascomycota; Dothideomycetes; Mycosphaerellales; Mycosphaerellaceae
Exons: 2
Coding region: 1-1710 (569 amino acids)
Biological process (GO): tRNA methylation
Molecular function (GO): tRNA (uridine) methyltransferase activity
Source: RefSeq, a predicted model, not a curated record